Molecule: messenger RNA, 1773 nt
Organism: Nestor notabilis (Kea)
Lineage: Eukaryota; Metazoa; Chordata; Aves; Psittaciformes; Psittacidae
Gene: TRIM29
Product: tripartite motif containing 29
Exons: 9
Coding region: 1-1773 (590 amino acids)
Molecular function (GO): zinc ion binding
Source: RefSeq, a predicted model, not a curated record
AUGGAAACGGGGAGUGCAGCAAGGCCAAAUGGUACCACUGGGAAGCCAGAGGAUGUGAAGAGUCCAUCUGCCCCCAAAAAGGAAGAAGAAGUGAAGAAGAAUACAAACUCUAGCGGAGGCGAGAAGGAAGCUCUGAAGGGCACUGGCAGUGCAUCUUUGGAGGCAGGGCAAAUCAAGAGCUCUCUCUUCUCUGGCAGUGACUGGAAGAGGCCCAUCAUUCAGUUUGUGGAGUCAUCUGAUGAGAAGAGAUCAACCUACUUCAGCAUGGAUUCGGCAGAUUCAAAGAAGAUGCAAUAUGCCAGUGGACAGAUGGGAGACAUGAGGAGACCACCACUCUCCUUUGCAGAGAAAGGCGAUCUCAGGAAGUCCCUCUUCAAUUUGGAUUCCAAAAAGAGCUUCCUGCCUAGUGAAGGGGAAGGGAGAAAGUCAUUGUUCUCUGGGGGGCAGAUGGGGGACCUGAAGAAAACUUCCCUCCCUCUCGUAGAGACAGGGGACCUGAGAAGACACACCUUCAACAAGCCUGACCGAGCGGCUGGGUCACGGCCCAGGGUGAAGCUUGAGGAUGUUCUGUGUGAUUCCUGCAUUGAUAACAAGCAAAAGGCUGUGAAGUCUUGCUUGGUGUGCCAGGCUUCCUUCUGUGAGCUGCACCUCAAGCCCCAUCUGGAGGGAGCAGCUUUCCGGGACCAUCAGCUCCUGGACCCCAUCAGGGACUUUGAAGCAAGAAAAUGCCCUGUGCAUGGGAAGACCAUGGAGCUGUUCUGUCAGACAGACCAGAUGUGCAUCUGCUACCUCUGCAUGUUCCAAGAGCACAAGAACCACAGCACAGUGACAGUGGAGAUCGAGAAAGCAGGAAAAGAGGCUGAGCUUUCACUGCAGAAAGAGCAACUGCAGCUGAAGAUCAUUGAGGUAGAAGAUGAAAUCGAUAAGUGGCAGAAGGAGAGAGACCGUAUCAAGAACUACACUACCAAUGAGAAAGCAACAGUGGACCAGCAUUUCAAAGAGCUGAUCCGUGACCUGGAGAGGCAGAGGGAUGAAGUGAAGGCUGCCUUGGAUCAGAGGGAAAAGAUUGCAUCAGAGAACGUGAAGGAAAUCGUGGAUGAGCUGGAAGAGAGGGCAAAGCUUCUGCGGGAAGACAAGGAGCACAGGGAGCAGAUCCACCAGAUCAGUGACUCCGUGCUCUUCCUGCAGGAGUUUGGGGCUUUGAUGCGGAAUUAUGUCCCCCCACCAUCUCUUCCAACUUACAGUGUGCUGCUUGAAGGGGAGAGCAUGAGCCCAUCUAUGGGACUCCUCAGAGAUGACCUCCUAAAUGUCUGCAUGAGGCACGUGGAGAAGAUCUGCAAGGCAGACCUUGGCCGCAACUUCAUAGAGAGGAACCACAUGGAGAAUGGUGACCACCGGUACAUGAUGAAUAACUAUGAGUGGAACCAGCCGGACAACUUGAAGAGAUUUUCCAUGUUCCUGUCUCCCAAAGCCAGUUUCAACCCACGAUCAUGGGAAUUUUCCUCCUUCCAAGCGACUGAGGAAACACUUGUCGGCAAUGGUACUAAGCUGCCUUUUCAAUUCUCCUCGGUGGGACAGAAUCCGCCCGGUGACUUCAGCAAACAGUCUGAUGGGAGCCUCUUCACUAAGACCGCUUAUCCUUCAAUAGUGAGACAUCAGUCUGCAAAGGUGACACCACAGACAUGGAAAUCUUCUAAGCAGUCUGUCUUGUCACAUUACCGCCCCUUUUACGUCAACAAAGGCAAUGGAGCCACUUCCAACGAGGCACCUUGA